UGGUGCGGCGGCGGCGGCGGCGGCAGGGAGGGCAUGGCGGUCUCUCGGAAGCUGGCGAUCCGCUUGGCCUACGCCGCCACCGGCACCGUCUCCGGGCUGUCGGCCUUUCUCGCCUGGAACCUGGCGCCCAGCCUGCGGCAGCCUUGCACCGCCGCCGCCGGCGGGCUCUCCGGUGUGCUGGCACUCUGGGCUCUCAUCACGCACGUGAUGUACGUGCAGGAUUAUUGGAGGACCUGGUUGAAGGGCUUGAAGUUCUUUCUCGUCGUCGGCAUUCUCUUCUCCAUCCUCGCUGCAGUCGGGUUCUGCACGUUCCUGGCGCUGGCCAUUACGCAGCAGCAGUCCUUGACAGAUCCAAAGAGUUAUUACCUGUCUUGCAUCUGGAGCCUCCUCUCCUUCAAGUGGGCCUUCCUCCUCUGCUUGUAUUCUUUCCGGUACAGAAACGAAUUUGCGGACAUCAGCAUUCUCAGUGACUUCUGAGACUCGGACUUUGAUCCCCCCCAGGGGAAUACGUGCAUUAGGGGACUGCUGGACAAUUUGAGCGAGUGCUCGGACCAGUAUGCCAGCAAGCAGGAAGCUGACAAGAGGUUGAAACCACAAACCUGCCCCACAUCCGCUUACCCGUUUGAUGGUUUCACUUGCGGGGGGAAGGGCUUUCUCCUCAACUGCUUUUAUCCAGCCGCUUGCUGCUCGUCCACUUCCAUCCAUCUUGUCCGCAUUACCUUUUUGCAAGAGUCAUGUUUUUGUUUUGAGGAAGGGCUCAAGAGUUCUGUCUCCUCGAACGCAACGAAAACCAGGAUUCCAAGACCUUGUAGGCCGAGUGUGUGUAUCUCUGUGUGUGUUUCUGUCCCCCAUUUUGCGUGUGUGGUUUAAUUUGGGAAGGCUGAAGCAACUGAUAUGCACACCCUAUGCCCUCCUUCAUAGCUCAUGUACUGCUGGCCGCCAUUUUGUGUUGCUCGUGAGGUGCUCCAUAAAAGCCCCCAAAAGGGCUGGUUUGUACUACUUUCAUACAGAUGUAUUUUCAUAGAGCAAGGCAUGAUUUCAUCCUGAGAGAACACUAUUUUGAACAAUGCUUCCUCCCUCUCCAUGCA
Heteronotia binoei (common prickly gecko) is the source of this 1088-nucleotide messenger RNA. It is a transcript of the gene SLC48A1, whose product is annotated as solute carrier family 48 member 1. Gene Ontology annotation, cellular component: lysosomal membrane; plasma membrane. Gene Ontology annotation, biological process: heme transport. The record is from RefSeq and is a predicted model, not a curated record. Lineage: Eukaryota; Metazoa; Chordata; Lepidosauria; Squamata; Gekkonidae. Gene Ontology annotation, molecular function: heme binding; heme transmembrane transporter activity. The coding region runs from base 34 to 477 and encodes 147 amino acids. The transcript has 4 exons.